CCUAUCCCCCCCCGCCCCCUCAAUCUCCCUCCCUCCCCCCUCUCCUCCCCCCACGCCUUCACCCCGCCUCCUCGCUCGUAUUUACCGUCCGACGCGCACAAGGGGCAGAGCAGAGAGACUGCGCGCGCGCAUAGAAGAAGCAGAGGCGGUUUCAAUUCAAGUGGCAGCGCGGAUAAUAGGAAAGGCAGCUCGAGUAAGAGGAAGGCAGCAGCGCUGAUAAGAGGACGGCAUCCCAGAUAAUAGGAAGGUGGCAGCACGGGUAGGAGGAAGGUGGCACGGGUAAGAGGAAGGUAGCAGCACGGGUAAGAGGAAGGCGGCACGGGUAAGAGGAAGGCGGCACGGGUAAGAGGAAGGUGGCACGGGUAAGAGGAAGGUAGCAGCACGGGUAAGAGGAAGGUGGCACGGGUAAGAGGAAGGUGGCACGGGUAAGAGGAAGGUGGCACGGGUAAGAGGAAGGUGGCACGGGUAAGAGGAAGGCGGCACGGGUAAGAGGAAGGCGGCACGGGGGUAAGAGGAAGGUGGCACGGGUAAGAGGAAGGCGGCACGGGUAAGAGGAAGGUAGCAGCACGGGUAAGAGGAAGGCGGCACGGGUAAGAGGAAGGCGGCACGGGUAAGAGGAAGGUAGCAGCACGGGUAAGAGGAAGGUGGCACGGGUAAGAGGAAGGCGGCACGGGUAAGAGGAAGGGGGGUUCCAGGUUGCGCAUCGAAUCACCGUCACCCGGGAUGUCCCCGAGCGGAACCGCGGCCGCGUUCUUCGCGCUACUCGUAUGCGGAGCACACGUGGCCCAGGCGGUGUACGUGAUCCGCCGCGGGGCCUGCCGCUGCCAGCGCGCACCCAGGGCCGUGUUCCCCAACGAGCUGCGAAUGGUCGAGCGCAGACGCCUCGCGCCGCACUGCGACCUCGAGGUCAUGGUGAGCACCACCGUGGUGUCACGCUUCAAGGGCCACACGUUCUGCCUGCAGCCGGCGCUUGCGUCGACGCGGGCGCUGCUCAAGGCGUGGGGCCGCGUGCAGGAGGAGCGGCGCGCGCGCCACGCCCGCUGGCAGGCGCGAUGGAGGCGGACACACAAGAUGUACUACCAGUGAGCCAGCCGGCUGGGGCGGGUGCUCACGAAUGAACGACGGCUCGGGGCUCGCUCGGCCCCUCGCUGUCGGUAGAGAGGAGAUACGACGGGGCACACGGCCGGAGAGUUAACAAAAUGUACCCUCCGUGACAAUGGAACGGACCACAACUCCGCAAGGUGUCCCGAGUCCCGUGUUGAGCACCGACGCGAGCUCGCUUGGCGUUGGGUCGAACCAUUAUGUCUGUAGGGGUAUUUUAUUUGCGUUGCUGGAAGUAGCUAACAAUCGCCUUUUACACUUUCCUUACUCCGGGCUUCGUUGUCCCCUCCACAAAAUCGUUCUUUGUGUGUUUUUAAUGUUUUUGAUAUAUGCACACGUAAUGUAAACACAUUGUAUUGCUUUGUAUGCAGUAUAUAUUUAAACUGUCUGUGUGGGUCUAUUCAUUAUUCAUAUUUGCUGCAUUAUUUAAGAAUCGCAUCGGCCGAGUGUUGUGCGCGCAGAGCCUUCGCCCGGCCGAGGGGGUGCGGGCCCGAUCUGACAACAGGUCAUUGUGUGUGUUCGCAUCAAUUGGCUUGCACACAGAAUGCUCAAAACGUCAUUUAAACAGAGGAACGAUUUCCUCUGCGCAUCAAUACUGCCGGGGUUUGUUUGUGGCGAUUAAGUCAAAUUAAUUAUACACACACACACUGUCACACACAUAGAUUAGCAACACGCCGAUACGCACGCACACACUGACACAAAAGCAGAAAAAAAUACACACACACAUAGAUGCACAAACACGGACACAGAUAAGAGAAAGAUCCCCCGUAUAGCCUUAACAUAAUGUUGGGGCAAGUGCUGUUAUGGAGCACCUACGAAGAUCAGCACGGCACUAAACUACGACACUUAUUAUUUUACCAAGUAAAGCCCACUGAGCUAUCUAGCUCUUUUUCAGAAGCGACCUGGCCACAAAUAAUAUAAUUCACUGGUCUACAAAUGUUUAGACGUCGUCUGCUUCAGAGAUGAAAUAUGCUGUUUAUUAUGGAUGUUGAUGUGCUGUAUUCAAAUAUGACAAUUAAAACAACUGAUUGGCUCUGUUCACAGGAUAUUUAAGUUUUUACAUUUUACGUCUUGUAUAUUGUGUAGAUAGUGUUUUACUCAUAAAUUGUAAACCUUUUCACGUGUUUAUGGUUGCUUUACAUGAUAA
Molecule: messenger RNA, 2248 nt
Organism: Petromyzon marinus (sea lamprey)
Lineage: Eukaryota; Metazoa; Chordata; Hyperoartia; Petromyzontiformes; Petromyzontidae
Gene: CXCL14
Product: C-X-C motif chemokine ligand 14
Biological process (GO): immune response
Cellular component (GO): extracellular region
Molecular function (GO): chemokine activity
Source: RefSeq, a predicted model, not a curated record